AUGGAAAACAUACUAUCAAUCGGGGCAGGCGUCGCUCUGCGCGUCGUGCUCGACGUUGCAACAGGCAAAGAUCACAAACUCGUAGGCAUACUUAUCGGACUCUGGGAAGGCGUCGUGCUCUCGCACUUCCUCUCAAAGCACACCCGCUCUCGAUCGAGGUCAAAAGACCCAUACCUCGCCCUUGCUACGCGCGUAGCAAUUGACAUUUACUUAUCACAAUCACUUUCUCGCUUUGCCCUCACAUGCGCAUGGACGCUGGUCGGG
Molecule: messenger RNA, 264 nt
Organism: Suillus discolor
Lineage: Eukaryota; Fungi; Basidiomycota; Agaricomycetes; Boletales; Suillaceae
Exons: 2
Source: RefSeq, a predicted model, not a curated record